Molecule: messenger RNA, 1620 nt
Organism: Colletotrichum abscissum
Lineage: Eukaryota; Fungi; Ascomycota; Sordariomycetes; Glomerellales; Glomerellaceae
Product: inosine-5'-monophosphate dehydrogenase IMD4
Exons: 2
Coding region: 1-1620 (539 amino acids)
Biological process (GO): GTP biosynthetic process
Cellular component (GO): cytoplasm
Molecular function (GO): IMP dehydrogenase activity
Source: RefSeq, a predicted model, not a curated record
AUGCCUUCCACCAACGGUAUCACCGGCGCCAAGGUGCUCGACUCCAAGACCGCCCUCCAGGUCUUGAAGGAGUACGAGAGCCGCGAUGGCCUCGACAUUCACGAGCUCAUGGACACCAAGAAGCACGGUGGUCUGACCUACAACGACUUCCUGCUCCUCCCCGGCUACAUUGGCUUCCCCGCCUCUGCCGUCGUCCUGGACUCCCCCGUCACCAAGAGAAUCACCCUCAAGACCCCCUUCGUGUCCUCCCCCAUGGACACCGUCACCGAGCACGAGAUGGCCAUCGCCAUUGCUCUGCAGGGUGGUCUCGGUGUCAUCCACCACAACUGCUCCCCCGAGGAGCAGGCCGACAUGGUCCGCAAGGUCAAGCGUUACGAGAACGGCUUCAUCAUCGACCCCGUCGUCAUCAGCCGCGACACCACCGUCGGCGAGGCAAAGGCCUUGAAGGAGAAGUGGGGUUUCGGAGGAUUCCCCGUCACAGAAACCGGCAAGCUCGGCUCCAAGCUGCUGGGAAUCGUCACGAACCGCGACAUCCAGUUCGAGGACGACGCCUCCCUCUCCAUCUCCAAGGUCAUGGUCACCGACCUCAUCACCGCCUCCGACGGCACCGACCUGUCCGAGGCCAACAAGAUCCUCGCAAAGUCCAAAAAGGGCAAGCUCCCCAUCGUCGACAAGGACGGCAACCUCGUCUCCAUGAUCUCCCGCUCCGACCUCAACAAGAACCAGCACUUCCCCCUGGCCUCCAAGCUGCCCGACAGCAAGCAGCUCCUCUGCGGCGCCGCCAUCGGCACCCGCCCCGAGGACAAGCACCGCCUCAAGCUCCUCGUCGACGCCGGCCUCGACGUCGUCAUCCUCGACUCCUCCCAGGGUAACUCCAUGUACCAGGUCGAGAUGGUCCAGUGGAUCAAGAAGGAGUUCCCCGGCCUCGACGUCGUCGGCGGCAACGUCGUCACCCGCGAGCAGGCCGCCACCCUCAUCGAGGCCGGCGUCGACGGCCUCCGCAUCGGCAUGGGCUCCGGCUCCGCCUGCAUCACCCAGGAGGUCAUGGCCGUCGGCCGCCCCCAGGCCGCCGCCGUCCACUCCGUCAGCAGCUUCUCCGCCCGCUUCGGCGUCCCCUGCAUCGCCGACGGCGGCGUCCAGAACGUCGGCCACGUCGUCAAGGGUCUCUCCCUCGGCGCCUCCACCGUCAUGAUGGGCGGUCUCCUCGCCGGAACCACCGAGUCCCCCGGCACCUCCUUCGUCUCCCGCGAGGGCAAGCUCGUCAAGGCCUACCGCGGCAUGGGCUCCAUCGACGCCAUGCAGGACAAGAAGGCCGGCAACGGCGGCAAGGACAGCCAGAAGAGCAACGCCGGCACCGCCCGCUACUUCUCCGAGGGCGACAGCGUCCUCGUCGCCCAGGGCGUCACCGGCUCCGUCGCCCACCGCGGCCCCAUCAGCCGCUUCAUCCCCUACCUCUCCGCCGGCCUCAAGCACUCCAUGCAGGACUGCGGUAUCCAGUCCCUCAAGGAGCUCCGCGAGUCCGUCGACAACGGCACCCUCCGCUUCGAGCUCCGCACCGCCAGCGCUCAGAUGGAGGGUAACGUCAACAUGGAGUCCUACGAGAAGAAGCUCUUUGCCUGA